AUGGCGACAGAAAAGGACCUCAUCACCUGCCACGUCCUCGACACCACAGCCGGCCGCCCCGCCGGCGGCAUUUCCGUGCGCCUGCAAGGCCCCGAGACCAGGGGCCAGACCAACUCGGCGGCGCACAGCUACACGGCCGUGACCGACGCCGACGGGCGCGCGUACUUUGGCGAGGGCAAGACGUUUUUCCCCGAGGCCGUCGUCGUGUUCCGCGUCGAGGCGGGCCAGCACUACCACGUGCCGCUGCUGCUGAGCCCGUUUACGUUUACGACGUACCGCGGAAGCUAG
This is a messenger RNA of Cordyceps militaris CM01, 288 nucleotides long. Its product is annotated as hydroxyisourate hydrolase. Bases 1 to 288 code for a protein of 95 amino acids. Gene Ontology annotation, biological process: purine nucleobase metabolic process. Lineage: Eukaryota; Fungi; Ascomycota; Sordariomycetes; Hypocreales; Cordycipitaceae. The transcript has 2 exons. The record is from RefSeq and is a predicted model, not a curated record.